AUGGGCUACAACGCCAGGGAGGACUACAUCUACGCCGUGAGCCAGGCCAGCACCACGCCAUACGACUUCAAGUUGAUCCGCAUCCUCGGCAACGGCGCCACGCAGGACGUCGUCACCAUCAACAAGUUCUCGAGCACGGCCGGCUCACUGUUCAACUCGGGCGACAUCGACGAGAACGGCCAGUACUGGGCCUCGACGGGCGGCGCCGACUAUUACCAGUACAACGUCAACCCCGGCACGGCCGGCUACGGCACCCUGGUCAGCAGCGGGCUCCUCGCCGGCACCGGCGGCUACACCAUCGGCGACUGGACCUACGUCCCCGGAACCGGCGGCGGCGACCUGUGGUCCGUCGGCGUCAAGAACUUCUCCUCCUUCCUCCUGCGCUUCAACCGCGUCACCCGCGUCUUCACCGUCGUGCGCGAGCUCGGUAAUCUGACGAACACGCCCACGACGAGCGGCUCGACCGCGGCCUUCUGGGGCGCCUCCUACGCGACCACCGACGGCUUCCUCUUCGCCUUCGAGAACAACUCCGGCCAGGUCUGGCGUAUCUCCGUCGACGGCUCCGUGGCCAUCAAGAGGGUCGCCGACGCCCCAGUGAGCAGUCAGAACGACGGAGCACGCUGUGUAGAUUCCGCCAAUAUCGUGGUCCCCGGCGGUUAA
This is a messenger RNA of Colletotrichum graminicola M1.001, 660 nucleotides long. RefSeq names its product proline rich protein 5MeD. The transcript has a single exon. Bases 1 to 660 code for a protein of 219 amino acids. The record is from RefSeq and is a predicted model, not a curated record. NCBI's taxonomy places the organism in Eukaryota, Fungi, Ascomycota, Sordariomycetes, Glomerellales, Glomerellaceae.